Molecule: messenger RNA, 3615 nt
Organism: Cajanus cajan (pigeon pea)
Lineage: Eukaryota; Viridiplantae; Streptophyta; Magnoliopsida; Fabales; Fabaceae
Product: phosphatidate phosphatase PAH1
Biological process (GO): lipid metabolic process
Molecular function (GO): phosphatidate phosphatase activity
Source: RefSeq, a predicted model, not a curated record
GUUGUUUGACACUGUUCUAACUUCGAACACCUAAUUUUCUCUCUUUAUCCAUUUCGAACCAAACCAAAUAAAAAUAAAAGUCUAAACUUUGGAAACCCCCAAGAAAAAAACUGAACAGCAUCUAUAGCUGUGCAAGAAUCUCAAGAAACCUUAUUGCUACAACAACCGCAAUCGCCCUCAGUUUUUUGAGCUCUCAAAUGGGUCUUCUCAACUUUGCCAUGCAGUGUUUUGUUGAACAAGAAUUCGUAAUCACAGGAAAGAAACCAAGAAAUUGAGAUAAUAUUGGGUUAGGUGGGUUGGAGAGUAAUUUAAGGCUAUGUUUUUGGGACAUGUGAUUGAAAGCAGGAUCAGACUUAAGAAACUUUGAGGUCUGUUUUUUGGGCCUCCCAAAAUUAUAGAGCUUUGGUAAUUGGCUACUACUGAUAAGAAUGAAUGUGGUGGGCAAAGUUGGAAGCUUGAUAACCCAAGGUGUCUAUUCAGUUGCUACCCCUUUUCACCCCUUUGGUGGGGCUGUUGAUGUCAUUGUUGUUCGGCAGCAAGAUGGCACGUUCCGGUGCACGCCAUGGUAUGUUCGGUUUGGUAAGUUUCAAGGUGUUCUCAAAGGUGCUGAAAAGAUUGUUCGGAUAAAAGUCAACGGGGUUGAAGCAAACUUCCACAUGUAUCUUGACAAUUCAGGGGAGGCUUAUUUUGUAAAAGAGGUGGAUGAUGAUGGCGACAAUAAAGGAAUAAAGUCAAAUGGUGCUCCUGAAGCUGCUGAUAACUCUGAAUUUAGUAAAGAAGGCGGUAGUGUUGAAAUUGAUAAAAAUAGUAAAAUUUAUCUUGGUAUGGAUGCUACACUUGAUUAUCGACUUGACCAUAGCAUAUCCGAUUCAGGGGUGCUUCAGUUUACUGGCGAAGGCCGCUCCUCGGUUUUGCCGCCACUUCAAAGGGAAGAAUCUGAUGUUGAUAGGAAAUUUUUUGAAUUCCAAGAUGAUCAAUCCUCUUUUGAAGGUUCACUUGAGGUUACAGAAUAUGAAUCUAGUCGAUAUGAGAAUCUAGAUGUGGAGAAUUUGGUGGAUUCACAGGGUUCCCAGCCAGAGGUGGUCUUGGUGAGUGUUGAUGGUCAUGUAUUGACAGCCCCUAUCCUAGAAUCAGAAGAGAAGAAUGAGGAAAAUUUGAAAUUAAAAACUCCUCAAUUUCACCUAGGCCCAGGUGAAGGGACUGGCUUCUAUGAGGGCAAUAGGGAAUUUAUUUCCGAUGAAAAUGCUUGGGCUGUUGAUUAUGUUAGUCAGCGGGAUGCUUCGAGAGUUGAUGUUCCAGCUAGUAGCUAUGACACUGAGGUUGGUGACACUGAUGAUACUACUGCUCUCCUGUUGGAAGCUCAAAGGGAGGAAGAGGAAAAUUUUAGUCCCACAGAAGAAACCUUGCUGAUUAAAAAUCAAGAAGAUCGUCAUUUGCAAACUGAUUCAGAUGAGGUUCUAUCUUGUAUGAAGAGAGAGAGUGUUUUCAAAAGUUGUUUGGAAUUACACGAGUUUGCUCAGCAGGCUGGAAAUGCUGAUUUACAAGAUGUAGGUUACACAUUAGAGUCUCAAAAUUCAGCAGAGGUAUCGAAUGAAAAUUGUUCAAUUAUUAAUGAAAAUGAACAAGAAAACAUCAAACAAUGUAGAAACAAUGACGAGUUAUCUCCUCUUAGUGGGCCUACUUCCUUGGUUGAUCAUAAUUCUUUAGAAUUAGAAGUAGAACUUCAAGAGGUUGAUAAAGAUGCAUCAGGGGAGGUUGACACUGAUUCUGGCACUAAGGAUAUUGAAUGUAAUGAUGAACAUGUUGCAGAGUCAGUAUCAAAUGAUAAGGUAAAUGAUAGUCAACAAACCCAUGCACUUGAAGAUGCUUGUAAGAAAUGUGAACUAACUGAACCUCAAAUAGAAAUUUCCAAUGAGGAGGCCCAAAGUCGUUCUGAUUUGAAAUUCGAGGCCUCACUUUGUGGUCAUGAACUUAAGGUGGGUAUGGGUUUGGUUGCUGCUGCUGAGGUUUUUGAAGCACAUCGAAUAUCUGUGGAGGAUUUUAGAAGUUCAGCACCAUCAAUAAUUAAGAAUGAAAAUCUUGUUCUGAAGAUCAGAGAGAGUUAUCUGCUGUGGGAAAAGGCUGCUCCUCUUGUUCUUGGAAUGACUGUAUUUGGUUUAGACUUGCCUGUUGAUCCCAAAGAUACAAUUCCCGUGGGACAGGACGAUGCAGUAAAGGCCACAGUUGACAAUCCUGGACUAGCUUCAUCUAGACGCAGAUGGAGACUUUGGCCUAUUCCUUUUCGAAAAGUCAAGACACUUGAGCACGCUAAUAGUGAUGUAUCAAGUGAGGACAUAUUUUUAGAUUCCGAGUCUGACUGGCAAACUUCUGUUGUCGAGCCAUCUCCAACAUCUGCUAGGCGUGACUCUCCUCGCAAGCAAUUUGUGAGGACAAAUGUACCCUCUAAUGAGAUGAUAGCGUCCUUAAAUCUCAAAGAUGGUCAAAAUUUAGUAACCUUCAGUUUCUCCUCCAGGGUUCUUGGAACACAACAGGUUGAUGCUCAUAUAUACUUAUGGAAGUGGAAUGCAAAAAUUGUAAUUUCAGAUGUGGAUGGAACUAUUACCAAAUCUGAUGUUUUGGGGCAGUUCAUGCCUUUAGUUGGCAAAGAUUGGACACAAUCUGGAGUGGCAAGGCUUUUCUCAGCUAUUGAAGAAAAUGGGUACCAGCUACUGUUUUUGAGUGCUCGUGCUAUUGUCCAAGCUUAUCUAACCAGGAAUUUUCUGCUUAACCUGAUACAGGAUGGAAAGACCUUACCGCAUGGACCUGUUGUUAUUUCACCUAACGGAUUAUUUCCCUCUCUUUACCGAGAAGUAAUAAGAAGAGCUCCUCACGAGUUCAAGAUUGCUUGUCUAGAGGAUAUCAAAAGACUUUUCCCUUCUGAUUAUAAUCCCUUUUACGCGGGGUUUGGCAACAGAGACACGGAUGAACUUAGUUACAGGAAGAUAGGAAUUCCAAAGGGAAAAAUAUUUAUUAUUAAUCCCAAGGGUGAGGUGGCAAUAAGUCAUCGUAUUGAUGCAAAAUCUUACACAUCAUUACACACACUCGUCGAUGACAUGUUCCCUCCUACUUCUUUGGUCGAGCAGGAGGACUUCAACUCAUGGAAUUAUUGGAGAAUGCCUUUUCCGGAUGUUGAUUAGUUCAAUGCUCAAGGUAUUUAGUUCCUUUUUUGACAAGGAUCCGUUGGUAUGGGACCAUCCAAGAUGUUAAUCGAUAUGCUACAUGUCCUUUCUACUUGGCACAAAACUGUGACAUGAUUGGAAAGUGUCCUACUACACGGGAAUUCGAUGGUGGCAUAUAAUACAAGUUCUCCUAGAACGUUAUUCAAUGUGCUGAUCACACUUUUUCUUUCCUUCUUUUUAAUCUUCAUUGAAUCUUGAUUAAUUAUAACCCAUUAAUCAAUCAACCACAUUGUAUAACUUUUGGUUUACAUGCAUUAUACCAAUUCUUUACUGACCAAAUAAUGUUAGUUUGUCCAGCCCAACAUUUGUACAAUUAUUACUCACGUAGUCAAAAAGCAGAAGUUAAUCAAAAUCGUUGUUGAUUUUUCUUUUUAUGUAAUUUUAAUUACGAGUUUUA